Molecule: messenger RNA, 1113 nt
Organism: Juglans microcarpa x Juglans regia
Lineage: Eukaryota; Viridiplantae; Streptophyta; Magnoliopsida; Fagales; Juglandaceae
Exons: 3
Coding region: 1-1113 (370 amino acids)
Source: RefSeq, a predicted model, not a curated record
AUGGAGGAUGAUCUAGCUAAACAAUGGGAAGGGCUCAGUCUCACUGAGAAGGAAACAGAGGAAGUAAUCCUGAAUAUAAACUCGUCUGAAGCAACUGAACAAUAUGGCAAGUUUUGCCUGCUGGGUAUGAUCAUUGCUGAGAAACCAGUAAAUCGAGAAGCUUUCAAGUCCACAAUGGCCAAGAUAUGGAGAUGUGAGAGCUGGUUCAAGUUCUCAGAAGUAGGUACGAACAAGUUCCUAGUUGAGUUCAAUAAAGAGGAAGACCUGCAGAAAGUUAUCAAGGGUAGACCCUGGUCCUUCGACAGAUGGCUACUAUGCUUGCAGGUAUUUGAAGGGAAUAGGUUCAUAAAUGAACUCCUUUUCAAUAAAGAGGAAUUCUGGGUGCAUGCAUACAAUAUGCCAUUCUCAAGCAUGACCUACGAAGUUGGAGUUCAGAUUGGUGGUUGUAUUGGUCGAGUGAUAACUAUCCAAGUGGAUGAUAGAGGGAUUGGUUGGGGGAAAUUCUUGAGAAUAAGGGUGGAAGUCAACAUAUCAGAAGCGUUGCUUAGGGGGGUGUUCUUAUCAUUUGCAGGCAAAAAGACUUGGGUUCCUCUCAAGUACGAGCGCCUUCCUACCUUUUGCUUUAAGUGUGGGGUUAUCAAGCAUGCCAAAUCAGGCUGCUCGGUAAGUUCACUUGGAGACAGCAAGUUGCAGUAUGGAGCAUGGCUGCGAGCCCCAGCAACAAAGGACAGCGAGGACCUUCACAAAACCUAUGGCAAUGUAGACACUCAGCAUUAUGCAGAAGGCAACGAAAAGGCUACUGAAAAGCUGCUUUCUCCUAGGCUGGCUACAGAAACACUCCAGAAGCCUAUUAAGGUCCAAGAAUUGGAGAAGAUAAAAACAAGAGCUAGCUGGAAAAGGAAAGCUAGGAACAAGCGCUUUGAAAGCCUUGUAGCUGGUCUUGAGGAGAACAAAGCAAAAAGCCCAUUUGGUAACAAGAGAGUUAUUACUAGAUUGAUAGCAGAAGGGGCAGUACAUGCUUUGAAGAAAGCAAAACAUGGGGCUUCUCCUGUGAAUUAUCCUGGCAGAAUUGAUAUGGUGGAGGUUGUGGAUCAGCCCCACCAUUUACCAUGA